AUGCUAGCUACCAUGCGGUUGCGUUCGCUGCUCCUUCUGAACGUGUUACUUCUGCUGCCUCUGGCUAACAGCGGGAACGGAGCGAUUCAAAGGAACGCCGAAGAAGUGAAGAAUCAGGUUUGUCCGAAAUGCUACAGAAUGGAGGAUGGCAUGAUUCAAGAGUUUUACGUGGUCAGACAAGUUAAUAAAAACGACAUUCUUGUUAGAAGUAGGUGUUGCUUUACCUUAAUUUUUUUUAUCAAAUCCUUAUCUUCAGCUACGAGGGACUUUUUCUGUUUAUAUUUGUUACAAACUGGCAUAAUUUACCAUUUUUUAAAUAUAAAAUCAAUUUUUAAUUUUUUUAAACCUAAAAUUCAUUUUUAAGCCUAAGUCUAACAUUUUUAAAUGUAAUUUUGCUGCAGCUUAUGAAGAAUGCUAUUUCAGCCCACAUCAAUGGUGAGAGGUCUCCUGAUACGGAGCUGUACACAAAGGGUGACUACUAUGAUCUGCGGUAUAUUCCAGUCUUCAAAAACGGCGAUUUUGAACGGAUUAUGGUGGAAAUUAACGACUUUGGCCACUUCAAGCGUAUUCAAGUGUAAUAUCAUGAUUUUUUCAAUUUCUUCUUUAUUGACUUUAGGCCUAAAACUAAAUUUUAAGCUCAAAAUUACUUUUAAAAGAAAAAAUUAAUUUUUAGGUAUCAAAGUUAAAUUUUUAUACCUAAAAUGAAGUUUUAAUCCUAUAAUCAAGUUUUAAAUCUAAAUUUUAUAUUUAGGUCUAAGCAAUAACAUCCAUUUUUUUACCCUACCAUCCCACACAUCCUAACACGAUUCUUUUCAGAAAGCAGAGUGAUGGUAGCUAUCAGUACGAUGACGUUGGACAUUCAUCAAAAGUGCAGAGACAGGAAAAACAGUUUUGCCACGUGUUUCAGAGAUUCACGAUCCAUCACCAGACAGCCUUUUCCUACGUCAACUACUUCUUCAACAGUAAGAGUGAAGCCUUCAACUUGUUCAAGGUGUGCAACGACAACUUUGGUCCGGAAGAUCCGCAAGAGGUUCUGAACAAUUUGCCGGCUGAACUGGUCAAUGGAAGGAACAGAGAGUUCAUCAAAGAGUGCUUUGUAAGUGGCGUUAGGGUUUUGGUUUGUCCCACAUUGUUCUAGACAUGAGGAACGGGCCGGGCCUGGGCAAUUCAAAACUUUUUCUAUAGUAAGGUCAUAUAUAUGUAAUUUUAUGCUAAAUACUUUUUCUUUUUGAAUACUAGGCCAGUAUUGAUAAAAUCAGGAUUAAAAAAGCGUGUUUUGAAUUUUUUGCCAAAUUGGCAUUGUGUUUCAAGCUUAUAACUUUGUCAUUUUUGAAUUUUAAUGAUUUUUUUGAUUUACUAGUAGAAAACCUUUAAACGGACCUAUUUUUUCAAGUUUGUAAGCCUUGUCUGGAAAGUCACAAAAAGUGCUUGAAACAAAAUGCCAAGUUUUCUAUUUUGGCGGGAAACUUCAAAUAUUUAAAUUUAAAACUCGAAAGCGCGAAUUAAAAUCUUUUUUGUGUAAUACUAGUGGUACAAAGAAUUCGAAUAAAAAAUUUGAGCUAAUUCUGAGGGUUACAGAUGGGGUACUUUCAUUGUGAAUUGGGCAGGUUGGGUACCUUCCUUAUCAGCAAACAUUGUGAUUUAUAUAUACGUAUAAUAAAUAUGCCAUUUUAGGAAUACACAGACAAAACGUGUGUAUACAACGUUGACAACCCAUCCUACUUGAGCGUAUUCAAAGGCAAAAGAGAACGUAUCGCAUACAUGCGCAACGACCUGAUCGUGUACAUUGGCUGUGGCAAGGAGAAGGACAGAUGCAUUUACAUAAUUCACGAUACUGUAACUGGGUAUGUCGUUUUUUUAUUGGCUGGUUCUUUUUUUAUUGAUUUAUUUUUAUUUUGAAUGGCUGUUUUAAAAUAUUUUUUAAAAAGAAAGUGGUCGAUAUAUUGGGUUCGGUCGAUAUUUUUUUGAUAUUUGUUGAAAGCCUAGUCUGGAGUUUUAAAAAUUUUGAUUUUUUUACAUUUUAAAAGACGAUUCGCGAGAGUUUGAAUCGGCGGUUGCCUUAGAAAUUUUACCCUAUGAUUUUUUUGAACAAAAUACAUCUUUAGGUGUUCAAAAACACUUUCCUAAAUUUUUUUGAAAAAUACGUCAUAAUGACGGAUUUACUAUGUUGCCUUUGCCGGGCCAUAUCUCAUUUUAAAUUUAUGCAAUUGUUUUGAAAUUUUGUGUGCAAAAUUAGUUUUUUAUGCUCUACAUUUUAUCUUUUAUGUCAAACUUAUAAAAGUGGUCCUAAUACUCCAAACUGGUAUAUGCGUACAUAAAAUGCAUCGUUUCUCAAGAAAAUUACAUUAUCGUGAUGAAAUUUUUUUUCAUAUUCGGAAUCAGCGUAAAAUUCUGCUCUAGACGGCACUAUUCCCAAUUCUGGAUCGCGCGGUAAAAUUUCCAUGGUCUAACUGGUAGCGCGUUAUACACCCGACCGAAACCACACGGGUUCGAGUCCGGUCGGAGGACAAGGCCCAAAAAUGGCGGGAAACGAUAAAAUAAAAACCAAAAGAUAAAAUAAACGUAAAAUUAAGGUAAAACUAAACUUUUAACACCAAAAUAAAAGUGUUUUAUUAAUAUUUUUAUAUUUUUACUGUUAUAAUGUCUGAUAAGACGUUUUAUCAAAAUUGGAUAAGUUGAAAGAUGUGGUCCAUGGCUAGACGGCUGUCUUGAUAAUUGGGAUUGCUAUUCCAUUUAUUCGUGAAUGAAUAAUAAGAUUAAAAACUAACCAAAGCUUGGUUUUUUAGAAUUUAAUUUUCCGGCAUAGUGUAAACAUUAAAUUUGGUUAUUUUUAUUUGUCAAAAAUGUUAUUAUAACGAAAAUUAAGUUUAUUUAACUAGCUUAUAUUUGUAAAUAAAUUUCUAGCAGACCCGAAUAUCCCUUACCAAACAUACAUUAUGACGUAUUUUUCAAAAAAAAAUUAGGAAAGUGUUUUUGAACACCUAAAGAUGUAUUUUAUUCAAAAAAAUCAUAGGGUAAAAUUUCUAAGGCACACCCCUUAUUUCAGCGGACGCAAGUUCUCGCAAAUCGUCUUAAAAGCUUUAAAACUAACGUUUUCGUUAGUCUAUAAAAAUCAUAACUUCAUUUUUCAGUCUGGACUGGUGGAUCCCAGAUGAGAUUGAAGUACACCCCCAAAAGCUGAAUGGUGAAAUGCGCUCGAUCGUGCCACUUUUGAGACUCGACGAUCCGUUCCUCACUAGUGAAUUACGCUACAAGUACGCCCCGUCCAGCACAACCAUCAAAACCAAGCCCAUAAUCACUACUACCACCACCGUGAAGCCCAUCACUCGGCCAGGUCAAAAAACCCCGGAUGAAGGAGAUGGUGAUGAGAAAGCUGUUUCAGAAGGACAGGAUGCUGGGGAAGGGGAAGAAGGUGCUGAGGGUGGAGACGAGGAUUUGGAAUUCAAAAAGGAAGAAAGCUCUUCAAGUCAGUAUGAAGUGAUCACGUGGAUUGUCGCCUUGAUGCUGUUCAUGUGCUGGUACUGA
Messenger RNA from Bursaphelenchus okinawaensis, 3525 nucleotides. NCBI's taxonomy places the organism in Eukaryota, Metazoa, Nematoda, Chromadorea, Rhabditida, Aphelenchoididae. The record is from the annotation of a GenBank genome assembly.